Messenger RNA from Pundamilia nyererei, 525 nucleotides. RefSeq names its product titin-like. Gene Ontology annotation, cellular component: membrane. The coding region runs from base 1 to 525 and encodes 174 amino acids. The record is from RefSeq and is a predicted model, not a curated record. The transcript has 5 exons. Lineage: Eukaryota; Metazoa; Chordata; Actinopteri; Cichliformes; Cichlidae.
AUGUUUCUGUCUGUGGGACUCAUGAUUCUGACCAUCGCAAUAGGAGUCAUCUCAGUCAAUGGGGCCACCUACAAGAAACUGGGAGACGAAGCUGUCCUAUCACCAGGCUCCAUGCCUAAUCUCAUCACCAGCAUCACGUGGAAACACGGCCCGGACAUCGCUGUGGAGUGGUACGGCAAGGAAACAUUCGCAUACCGGGAGUUUAAAGGUCGGUGUAAGCUUGAUUUCAACACUGGAGCUCUGACCAUCUCAAACCUGACUGUAAAGGACAGCGGCAUCUACACAGCAGAGAUCAACAACAGAGUCAUGAACCCGACUAAAAUCACUGUUAUCUCUGCUGUCCCCAAACCCACUGUCUCCAAAUCAUGCAACCCUGAGAUGACCAUCUGUACUCUCACCUGUGAAGCCCAAGCCAUCACAGGCGUCGAACCAGUCAUCUAUUCCUGGGUGAUAAGUGCCAAGCAAAGAGUUCAGUCUUCAAGCAAUCAGCUCAGCAUAGCAAAGUUGUGGGUGACUCUGCCGUAA